AUGCCAGAAUUACUUCCAAUAUCAGAAGAAGAGUUGGUAAAGAUAUCUGUCGAUUGUUACACAAAAUUUCUUCAUGUAAAAAAGGGUGAUUGUUUUGAUACAAAGGAAGAUUUGAAGAUAGCUUUGUAUACGAAGUGUGUGGAAGAUGGCUAUCAGCUAGUUGUUGACCGAUCAACUAAAGAUCGUUUUGAAAUAAAGUGUAGGCAUGAUAAGAAAUGUACGUGGCGAAUGAUUGCAAAGAGGAUAAAAGAUUGUGAAAUGUUUGAAGUAAGGACUUUCAUUGAUCAACAUACUUGUUCAAGAACCCAACUUUAUCCUCACCAUAGACAGGCAAACAAAAAGGUGUUGGAUGGAUUUUUGGUUGAGUUAAUGUUUGUGAAAGGAAGGGUAUAUAGGGGUCAUGAGAUCAUGACCGACAUGAAUGCCCGGUUCAAGAUUAAUAUCUCAUAUUCUCAAGCUUGGAGAGCAAAGUGUUAUGCCUUGGAAUUGUUGAGGGGGUCACCAGAAGAUUCAUUUGCCCAACUGGCAGCAUAUUGUCACAAUUCGAAGCUGAAAAAUCCCGGGUCGAUAACUCAUAUCAAAACAGACAGAGAUGGACGUUUUGAAUUGUUGUUUAUUGCCAUUGGUGCAGCGAUACGUUCAUUUGUUUCUUUCUUGCGGCCGGUUAUUAUAGUUGAUGGGGUACAUCUAAAAGGUCGAUAUCUUGAAACAAACUUAUUAGUAGUAGGCAUGGAUGCUAAUAAUGGGAUACUACCAAUAGCUUACGGGGUUGAAAAAUCUGAAACCUCUGAAUCAUGGACAUGGUUUAUGGGGCAUCUUAGUAAUUGCAUAGAUAAUGUUAGCAAUUUGACAAUCAUUUCUGAUAGGGCGAACUCAAUUGAUAUGGCUAUAAGAAGGUGUUUUCCAAAUGCUUUUCAUGGGCUUUGUGCUUGUGCUCGAACACUACAAGAGGUUGGGUUUGAAAGUGGUCAAGAGUACACGCACUUGGAGCAAGAAACAUUGGAACAUCGUGUUACACCAUGGACAGAAAAAAAAAUUGCAAAACGUGUUGUGAAGUCAACAUCAUGGAGAGUUGAACCAUGUUCAAAUACAUUGUUUCAAGUUAUAGAUCAUAAGCUGAAUGGACUUGUUGAUCUUGAUGCAAAGACGUGUACUUGUGGGAAAUGA
This is a messenger RNA of Erigeron canadensis, 1167 nucleotides long. RefSeq lists its product as uncharacterized. The transcript is spliced from 4 exons. The record is from RefSeq and is a predicted model, not a curated record. Lineage: Eukaryota; Viridiplantae; Streptophyta; Magnoliopsida; Asterales; Asteraceae. The coding region runs from base 1 to 1167 and encodes 388 amino acids.